Mauremys mutica (yellowpond turtle) is the source of this 6306-nucleotide messenger RNA. It is a transcript of the gene ITGA6, whose product is annotated as integrin subunit alpha 6. Bases 606 to 3578 code for a protein of 990 amino acids. Gene Ontology annotation, molecular function: integrin binding. Gene Ontology annotation, cellular component: integrin complex; external side of plasma membrane. The transcript has 29 exons. NCBI's taxonomy places the organism in Eukaryota, Metazoa, Chordata, Testudines, Geoemydidae. Gene Ontology annotation, biological process: cell adhesion mediated by integrin; cell-matrix adhesion; cell-cell adhesion. The record is from RefSeq and is a predicted model, not a curated record.
CUUUCAUCUACUUUAAUUUAACUUUACUGGAAUCAGUGGGAGUUUUUCAAUUGACUGCAAUGGAAUUGGAUUACAACUCAGUUCAGGAAGGGGGCUGGCAACAAAGCAAUAAAUCAUCCACUAAGGGACAUGGAUCACUGAAGAGACUGAUCAUGGAGUCACCAAGCAAAGGGGUCUGGAAGCUAAAAGAUAAUGAAGACUCUCCCAAGUGGUGCUUCUGAGCAAACACAGGGCAAUGAAAGGAGAGGCUAACAUCACUUAAUUUUUAAGGCCCUGCCUCUGAACAACCUACAACAAGGGUGGACAACUCCAGCACUGAGCUUCUGCUGCUGGCCAUGGAUUUCUGGAUAUCUUUUAAAACGAUGACUGAAAACAUCAUACAGCAGUAGAAGAUUUCAGAUCAGAAAUAUUGUAACUCAGUUCUGAAUCGUUAUCUACAAAGAUUGCUGGUUGGAGCACCUCGGGAGAGAGCCUUUCCAUCCCAGCAAGCCAACAGAACUGGAGGGUUGUAUAGCUGUGACAUUACAUCCCCAGAGACACAUUGCACACGUGUCCUCUUUGAUGAUAACGCUGAUCCAGCAACGGAGAGUAAAGAAGACCAGUGGAUGGGUGUAACUGUCCAAAGUCAGGGGCCAGGAGGAAAAGUGGUGACAUGUGCACAUCGCUAUGAGAAAAGGCAAUAUGUAAACACAGUUCAGGAAUCUCGUGAUAUCAUUGGAAGGUGCUACCUGCUGAGUCAGGAUCUCACUAUUAAGGAUCCUAAGGAUGAUGAGUCUGCUAUGGAUGGUGGAGAAUGGAGUUUUUGUGAUGGCCGACUGAGGGGCCAUGAGAAAUUUGGUUCAUGUCAGCAAGGUGUAGCUGCUACUUUUACUAGAGACUAUCAUUAUGUUGUAUUUGGUGCACCAGGAACUUAUAACUGGAAAGGGGUGGUUCGUGCAGAGCAAAAGAAUCAAACGUUUUAUGCUUUGGAUAUCUUUGAUGAUGGGCCUUAUGAAGUUGGUAGUGAGAGUCGCCGAGCUGAGAAUCUAGUUCCUGUUCCAGCUAACAGUUAUUUAGGUUUCUCUUUGGACACUGGUAAAGGUAUCGUUUCCCAAGAAGAGACAACUUUUGUAUCAGGUGCACCAAGAGCCAACCACAGUGGAGCUGUAGUUCUGCUGAAAAAAGAUACCCAAAUUCCGAGAGCACUCUCGCUUGUGCAUAUAUUUGAAGGAGAAGGGCUGGCCUCUUCUUUUGGCUAUGAUGUUGCAGUUGUGGACCUCAACAAUGAUGGUUGGCAAGAUAUUGUUGUUGGAGCCCCACAAUAUUUUGACCGAAAUGGAGACAUCGGGGGUGCUGUGUACAUCUACAUUAACCAACAAGGCAAAUGGGAAGGGGUAAAGCCAAUUCGCCUCAAUGGACUCACUGAUUCUAUGUUUGGUAUUGCAGUUGAAAAUAUUGGUGAUAUUAAUCAAGAUGGAUUCUCAGAUAUUGCAGUGGGGGCACCUUAUGAUGAUUUUGGCAAGGUGUUCAUAUAUCAUGGAUCGAAGAAUGGAAUAAAUAUAAAUCCAGCACAGAUUCUUGAUGGCCAAAAAUCCAGUGUUCAAUAUUUUGGUUAUUCUAUUACUGGAAAUAUGGAUCUUGAUAGAAACUCCUACCCCGAUAUUGCUGUUGGGUCACUUUCAGAUUCUGUCUCUGUUUACAGAUCCCGGCCUGUUAUAAGCAUUAAGAAAACCAUCAGGAUAUCUCCUGACAAAAUUGACCUGAACAGACAGACCUGUUCGGAACCCAGUGGAAUCUGCAUGGAUGUUGAAGCAUGUUUUGAAUAUAUUGCUAACCCCAAGGACUUCAAUCCAAAAAUAAAACUUAACUAUACUUUUGAAGCAGAAAAUGACAGGAGGCGGUUAGGCCUGCCAUCUCGAGUUCAGUUUUCUAAGCAUCUGUCUGAUCAGUUGAUUGGAAGUAUAACUCUAGGAGGACAGAAUAGAAAAGAAUGUGUGAAAACCUCUCUUGUGAUGCAGGAAAAUAUCAAAGAUAAACUACGUCCCAUUCCUGUAUCGGUUGGCGUUAAAAUCAGCGGCUCAGAAUCCAGUUUACCAUCAAAGAGAAGACAAGGAAGAUCACUUCCAGAUCUUGUUCCAAUUCUGAAUUCAAACGAACCAGAAACAGUGAACUCAGAAGUGCAGUUCUUAAAAGAAGGAUGUGGAGAGGACAACAUAUGUAAUAGCAAUUUAAAACUUCAAUACAGAUUCUGUACCAGAGAAGGAAAUGAAGGCAGAUUUGUUUAUUUACCAAUUGAGAACAAUGUUCCAGUGCUUGUCCUCAAAGAUCAGAAGGAUAUUGCGCUAGAAAUAACUGUGACAAAUAAUCCAUCAGAUGCAAAAAAUCUCCAAAAAGAUGGUGAAGAUGCCCAUGAAGCUAAACUAGUUGCAACUUUUCCAGAUAGCUUGACCUACUCUUCUUUCAGAGAGCUGAAGGCUUAUCCUGAAAAACAAUUAACUUGUGGUGCCAAUCAAAACGGUUCUCAAGCAGAGUGUGAACUUGGAAAUCCCUUCAAAAGAAAUUCCAAUGUAACCUUUUAUCUGAUUUUAAGUACAACUAAAGUUAACAUUGACACAACUGAUUUGGAUGUUCAUCUGAAAUUGGAAACAACAAGCAAUCAAGUUAAUUUGGCUCCAAUUACUGCUACUGCUAAAGUGGUUAUUGAAUUGCUUUUGUCACUCACUGGAGUUGCUAAGCCUUCCCAGGUGUACUUUGGAGGUAACGUAAUCGGUGAGAGUGCUAUGGAAUCUGAAGAUGAUGUUGGAAACGUAAUAGAAUAUGAAUUCAGAAUAACUAACUUGGGUAGACCACUUAAAACAUUUGGCACAGCUUCCUUGGACAUCCAGUGGCCAAAAGAAAUCAGCAAUGGCAAAUGGCUGCUUUAUUUGAUGAAAGUAGACUCCAAAGAAUUGGAGAAAAUCCCUUGUGAACCUCGAAAUGAAAUAAACUCUUUGCGACUUAAGGAGUCCCAUAGGUCAAGAAGGAAACGUGAAGUUGCAGAGAAGCAGACUAAUAAUGGCAAAAAAAUGUCUUUAUUUUCAGAAAGAAAAUAUAAGACCCUGGACUGUAAUGUGAAUGCACGCUGUGUGAAUAUAAAAUGUCCCUUGCAAGGCUUGGACAGAAUGGCAUUGGUUGUACUGCGUUCAAGGUUGUGGAAUAGUACCUUCCUAGAGGAAUAUUCUGCGCUGAACUAUCUAGAUAUCCUCGUUAGGGCUAAAAUCAGUGUUCCUGCUGCAGCUGAAAACAUUAAGCUCACAAAUGAAGUUGCUCAAGUGCGGCUUACUGUUUUUCCUGCAAAGACAGUAGCACUUCAUACAGGAGUGCCUUGGUGGAUCAUCUUGGUGGCUAUUCUUGCUGGAAUACUGAUGCUCGCACUGUUGGUGUUUUUACUAUGGAAGUGUGGAUUCUUCCAGCGCUCCAGGUACGAUGACAGUGUCCCCCGAUACCAUGCUGUAAGAAUUCGGAAAGAGGAGCGACAGAUCAAAGAUGGGAAACAUAAAGAGAAUCUUGAGAAAAAACAAUGGAUUACAAAAUGGAAUGAAAAUGAAAGUUACUCAUAGGGAAAAAUUUCCCCCUCAACUCCAAAUUCAGUUUUUAAUAUUUCUUCAUUAAUGGAAUACUGAUGGAUUCAGACCUACAUACAAUAUGGACCUAUAUUUUUGAAUGUAGAUAUUUUUACUUAUAUUGAAGCUUUUGUUUUGCACAGCUAAAUUUAAGAUUGCUUGACUGAUUUUAUCUGCAUUAUUUAAACUUCCAGAUAGAAACAAGAAGCAAAAUUGGUGCAUUGAACUGAGCAUUCUGUGAAAUAUGCACAUUAGUUUAUAAUGUCACAAAAGGUCCUUUUCUGCAUUCCUGAAGUCAAUGGAUUUGCAAGGAAUGCAGGAUCUGGUCCCAAAUAUAUUCUCCAAACUUCUAUCACAAUAUGCAAUCUAUUAUCAACACACUGUAGCCUUGACACACUUUAUUCAAAUAGAAUUUGGGGAAUCUGUGAAUGUGCUAUUCUUGUCAUAAGACUCUGCAGCUAUGAGGGCUUAACCUAAAGUGUCUUAAAUUAAAUGUGCAAUAGGUCAUGUUGCUAUGUUUCUCACACCAAAUAUACACAGGUUUUUUUAAAAAAAAGCUUGAGGAUUAGUUGUAUGUUUUUGUAUAUAUUUUAUUUCUUGUAUUUAUUUUUUAUCAGCAACCAUUUGUCUUUGACUAAUUAGGCCAAAGACUUUAAGUGAACUUUAAAAUUGGUAUGGAUGUUCUUAAAUAGGAUAUGAAAGUCCAGUUAGACGUGAAGCUUUCACUGCAUUUAAAGAGUGCCAGUGCUUUUUUUUUUAAAUGUAAAAUUUCAAUCACUGGCACAUCCUUGAAAUAUAAACAUUCAUGCCAGUAGUUUGUGGGGGCAUUUUUUCUUAUUUCUGUUUAUGCAGCCGGAUUUAGUAAAAAUGUGGACAAAUUGGUGAGAGUCCAGAGGAGAGCAACAAAAAUGAUAAAAUGUUUAGAAAACCUGACUUAGGAGCAACCGGUGUGUAUAUAUAAACAAAAACUGGGCAUGUAUUUAGUUUUGAGAAAAGAAGACUGAGGGGGGAAGGGAGAACCUAAUAAUAAGUCUUCAAAUGUUAAAAGCUGUUGUAAAGAGAACAAUGAUUAAUUGUUCUUUGUCCUCUGAAGGCAGGACAAGGAACAAUGGGCUUAAUCACAGCAAGGAAGAGUGAGGUUAGAUAUUAGGAAAGAAAAACAAAACAAAACACACUUUCUAAUUAUAAGGAUAGUUAAGCUCUGGAAUAAGCUUCCAAGUGAGGCUAUGGAAUCCCCUCAGUGGGGGAUUUUAAGAACACCUGUAAGGCCUGGUCUAGGUUUUACUUGGUCUGGGAUUGACUUUGAGGCCCCUUGCAGCCCUUCAUUUCUAUGACUAAUUAUGUUCCUGUAACAUAAUGUGUGUGUUAAUUGAGACUAUUUCAAUUUUAUUUUGUACAUCCAAAAUGUAUAGGUUUUUCUAUCUAAUUUUUAUACUUAAUACAAAAAGUGAAAGGUGCUUCUGGAAACAAUUUUCCAGCUCCGUAUGGAUUUCAUGUUUAGAAAAAGGUGUGUCUACUACUGAAAAUGUUAUAUAGCACUUGAAAGAAAACAAGCUCCUAUCUGUCCUUAAGAAUAGAUCGGCGCUGAUCCCUUUUGAGACUACUGAGUGAUGUCCUAAAUAUAGCUAAAUGUUAAUUGUAAGAAUAGUGCCACAAUGUUGUGCAGCUCAGUAACCUAAUUGUUAUUUAAAGAGUUUAUUGGGUCUUUUAAUCUACAUUCUAAAAUGUUGGUACUAUUUAAAUAAGAAUUAAGAUUUCUUAUUCCAUAUAAAAAUGCUAAUGAACUGUGUGCAUAAUUGUUUUGCAUAGGGAUGAGAAUUAUGCAAAAACUUGUAAAAGUAUUUUCUUUACAAGCUGCUGGCUUUACCUUCCCCCAGAAGUCCAUUGUUCUAAUGCAGACUGCUGGGGUGACUGAAGCAAGCAAGACUGGUCACCAGUUGUGUGGGUGGGUUUUGUUUUGUACUAUUCAUUUAUUUCAUUCAGUCAGGCUUUUUGAAGCUUUAUUUCUUUAAAAAUGUUAUUUUAGAAGCUGCAUUCUUGUGCUUCAAGGUUAACAGGUCCCAUGUAUAAUUUCCUCCCCUCCCCCAAUCUCAUACUUCCAAAAUUACAUUGUGACCCCCUGUUCUGCAACGUGUGUGUACAUAGCUGUUUACUGCAUAAUGUCAGUCUGCCUCCCUAAUGAGAGCUACAGCGGUGUUUAAAAUUCCAGCUUCUUUUCCCAGUGGCUCAAAACCCCAAGAAACUGAGCUCAUCAGUUGCUAAGAAGUGGAAUUUUGAGACUGUGGCAGCCCUUGUUAAAACAAAACAUAUGGUUAGGUAUGGGGCACCCUUUUAUUAUAAAGAGCAAAAUAAUAGAUGUCUUGGCAGUGUAAAAUUUAGGACUAUUGAAAAUAUCAUCUCCUGUCAUGUCACUGGUAUACUAUCCUCUCAUACACACAACUAGUAAUGCUAAAUCAUUCCAGGAUUAGAAAUUACCUGUGGAUAUUUGUAUAAAAAAGUGAAUUUUUAAAAAUUAAAAUACACAUUGCCUUUAUAUUACUAGUAUAUUUCUUACAGAAACUCAGUUGCUAAUGUUUAUUUUAUGUUUAACAAAUUCUUUCUGAUAAAAGAAACUUGUCCUGUAAGUGGUGCUUAGAUUUCACAGCUCACCAAGGUGUUAUAACUAAAGCCAGCCUGCUCUAUAUGUAAUUUUCAGCAUGAAUUAAAGUGAGAAAUAGGAACUAUA